Messenger RNA from Exophiala oligosperma, 906 nucleotides. RefSeq lists its product as uncharacterized. The transcript is spliced from 4 exons. NCBI's taxonomy places the organism in Eukaryota, Fungi, Ascomycota, Eurotiomycetes, Chaetothyriales, Herpotrichiellaceae. Bases 116 to 727 code for a protein of 203 amino acids. The record is from RefSeq and is a predicted model, not a curated record.
CGGAGCUUCUCAGGUACGAGUUGUGAGUACAACGGUUACUGCAAUAGUCUCUACGUGACUUCGCACCUUUCAUAGUCUCCCCUGUUGUUUCUUUCCUCCCUCACAUAUCCCCUUAAUGGCUUUCGCACGGUCUGCCGCCCUUCGGGGUAGCAUUCGCUCAGCUGCUCUCAAGCGAGCCGCGGCGCAAGCUCGAACUACCUUCCGGGAUAUCGGCCGCCGGUCCUAUGCUCAGGAACACGGCGCAAAGAAGAGCAGUGAUCUUCCUUGGCUAAUUGGUUCCGUUGUUGUCACCGUUCCGGCUGCCGGAUGGCUCCUCCAGCAAAGUCCUAGCAAGUCCGACCAUGGCCACGGCCAUUCUGAACAUAAGGAGGAGGCAGAAGAAGCUCCAGAACAAGAGUCCAAGGAAGAGGAGGAACCCAAGGAGGAGGCUGAAGACAAGAAAUCAGAGGAGGACGCAACCCCCAAGGGUCAGCCAGCCGGUGAGGAGCGAGACACCACCGAAUCUGCGGGCGACAAGCAGAAACAAGGUGAUGUCUCAGGAGCUAGCAAUCCACUCGCGAAUGACGGCGACCGAUCCAAGAAAGCUGAAGGACCGCCAGAAACCGCAAAGGUCCACGGUACUGUCGACUCAUCAAGGCCUGUCGGUGGUCACAAGGACCCUGAAAAGUCCCAGCCGUCCGCUGGAGAGAAGGACGAAUCAAAGAAGGAGAACUCCGAGGAGAAGUGAACAUGGCCCAAGUUCAGAGCUCUACAAUCUGUCUGAAUUGGGCAAUCUUCAGAUGUACUUGCAUAGGCCCGCAUCGUUGUCACCACAUAAUUCAGUGUGUAGAAAAGCAUUUCCCAGAUUCACGCUCCUUCCUCCGCUGGCCGCGUCAGUGUCAGGUCUCUUUUUCUGUCUUAUUGUAC